This is a messenger RNA of Balaenoptera acutorostrata (minke whale), 6090 nucleotides long. RefSeq names its product erythrocyte membrane protein band 4.1 like 3 (gene EPB41L3). The transcript is spliced from 26 exons. The coding region runs from base 354 to 4079 and encodes 1241 amino acids. NCBI's taxonomy places the organism in Eukaryota, Metazoa, Chordata, Mammalia, Artiodactyla, Balaenopteridae. Gene Ontology annotation, molecular function: actin binding; structural molecule activity. Gene Ontology annotation, biological process: cortical actin cytoskeleton organization. The record is from RefSeq and is a predicted model, not a curated record. Gene Ontology annotation, cellular component: cytoskeleton; plasma membrane.
GUGGAAAUCCAAAGGCUAACGCGAUUGGCAACGGUCUGGAGGUGUCGUCCCCGAGCGCGACCCUGCGCCACGAUGGAGAAGGCAGCCGCGGCGCGACGGUCCUGAAGUCCCGCGGCGCCCCCUCCCCCGCGGCCGAGCCUGGCCGGGCGCCGUCCCUGGGCGUGUGCCCCGCCGCAGCCCGCGGAGCCUCCGUGGCUCCUGAAAAAGGGGGCGGGGAGCGCGGCGAGCGGCCCGAGUCUGCGGCUUCCUCCCCACGCCCGAUCCUCCGCGCAGCGCCCAGAGGACGCGCGCCCGAGCCCGGUCCCUACGCCGCAGCGCGCCCGGGCCCCCGGCCCAAGCCAGAACAAUCGACCAUGACAACCGAAUCGGGAUCAGACUUGGAAUCCAAGCCGGAGCAGGAGGCCGAGCCCCAGGAGGCGGCGGGACCAGAGGGUCACGCGGGAGCACAGCUCGGGGUGCAGCCAGGAGCCGAGCCGGGCACUGAGGAGCAGCCCCAGGCACUGGAGCAGUUCGAGGAGGCGGCAGCGCACAGCACACCCGUGAGGAAGGAGGUCACUGACAAGGACCUGGAGUUUGCCGCCGGACCUUCCAAACAGCCCGAAUAUCAGCAAUUCGAUGACGAUAAACUUUCUCAGAAAUCAUCUAGCAGCAAACUAUCUCGAUCUCCAUUAAAGAUUGUCAAAAAGCCUAAAAGCAUGCAGUGCAAAGUGAUACUUCUGGAUGGAUCAGAAUAUACCUGCGAUGUAGAGAAACGCUCCAGAGGCCAAGUGCUGUUUGAUAAAGUAUGUGAACAUCUGAAUUUGCUAGAAAAAGACUAUUUUGGGCUUACAUAUCAAGAUGCUGAAAACCAGAAGAAUUGGUUGGACCCUGCUAAGGAAAUUAAAAAACAGAUUCGAAGUGGUGCUUGGUACUUUUCAUUUAAUGUGAAAUUUUACCCACCAGACCCUGCCCAGCUGUCUGAAGAUAUCACCAGGUACUACCUCUGCUUACAGCUGCGCGAUGACAUCGUGUCUGGCAGGCUGCCCUGCUCCUUUGUCACCCUUGCCACGUUGGGCUCGUACACCGUCCAGUCAGAACUGGGAGACUACGACCCAGACGAGUGUGGCAGUGACUACAUCAGCGAGUUCCGCUUCGCGCCAAACCACACAAAAGAACUAGAAGACAAAGUCAUCGAGCUGCACAAGAGCCACAGAGGAAUGACUCCCGCAGAAGCAGAGAUGUAUUUCUUGGAAAACGCCAAAAAGCUCUCCAUGUAUGGGGUGGAUUUACAUCAUGCCAAGGAUUCUGAAGGAGUUGAAAUCAUGUUAGGAGUGUGUGCAAGUGGUUUGUUGAUAUAUCGUGACCGACUACGCAUCAACAGGUUUGCCUGGCCAAAGGUUCUAAAGAUUUCGUACAAACGGAACAACUUUUACAUUAAGAUCCGGCCGGGAGAGUUUGAACAAUUUGAAAGCACCAUCGGGUUUAAGCUGCCCAACCAUAGAGCGGCCAAGCGUUUAUGGAAAGUGUGUGUAGAGCACCAUACAUUUUUCAGACUGUUGUUACCAGAAGCACCUCCAAAGAAGUUCCUUACCUUGGGUUCCAAGUUUCGUUACAGUGGCAGAACACAAGCCCAAACCAGAAGAGCUAGUGCAUUGAUAGACCGCCCAGCCCCUUACUUUGAACGUUCUUCCAGCAAACGUUAUACCAUGUCUCGCAGCUUGGAUGGAGCAUCAGUGAAUGAAAACCAUGAAAUAUACAUGAAGGAUUCUGUGUCUGCUGCAGAGGUUGGUACUGGCCAGUACAUAACAACAAAGGGCAUCUCUCAGACCAACUUGAUCACCACUGUGACUCCGGAGAAAAAGGCAGAGGAGGAGCGGGACGAGGAAGAGGACAGACGGCAAAAGGGCGAGGAAGCCACACCAGUCGCUGCCGUACGGCCCGAGGGAAAGACCGACAGUGAGCGCACGGACACCGCGGCCGAUGGGGAAACCACCGCCACUGAGUCGGACCAAGAGGAAGAUGCAGAGCUCAAGGCACAGAAUAGUCUGAUUAAGCGAAUAAAGGGUGAAAAUGUGUAUGUCAAACAUAGUAAUCUUAUGUUAGAGGAGCUAGAUAAAACCCAAGAUGACCUGAUGAAACAUCAGACCAAUAUUAGUGAGCUGAAAAGAACCUUUUUAGAAACCUCCACGGACACUGCCAUCACGAACGAAUGGGAAAAGAGGCUUUCCACCUCCCCCGUGCGACUAGCCGCCCGGCAAGAGGAGGCACCCAUGAUCGAGCCGCUGGUACCUGAAGAGACCAAAGAAGAAAGAGAGAUUUCUGAAAAGGUUCUAUUUUUGCAUCAAGGAAGCUCUCCAUUCUUUGAGUCUCAGCCGAGUGUGAUAAAGAAAAUUCAGGAAGGAGGCUCUGUGGUUACCUCUCGUCAAAUCAUUUUCCAGAAAACUGUCCCAUCGACCCUAGAGGGCACAGAGGACUGGGUUAUUGUAGACAAAAUACCCACUGAGGUAGUUGAUGGUGAUUCGAAAAAGACUGUGACGUACAAGGUGGUGACCACGAGCGGUAGAACUGAUGACAUCCCCACCGACUUGUUAGGAUCUAGCGCCACUGAAGUGCAGAGCUUCGAAGACUUGGCCCGAGAAAUGCACUUGAAGGAAGAGAACAAACAGAAAAUAUACACACUCGGAAAGUCCUACGAUACCGUGUCCGGAAAAAUUGUCACUAUGACAGGAAAAGUCAAAGAAGGGGAGAAGGUGUUGUCCCCCUCCCCUCUUGAGCUGGGACUAGCCGAGUCCGUGAAGACCCCCCCUGUCCUGGCAGAGUUCGAGGUCCUGGGAGUCCUCACCGAGGACAGGACCAGGAGGGGGCCUGAGGUCCACACUCCAAAGCGGAGGCCGUCGGAGUCGCUGGCCCCCAUCAGGGAAGCCGAGUCCCGGCAGCAGAGCCCCGAGGACGAUGCUCUGGAGAAAAGGCACGCACCCGGGAGGGAUGCCAGCCUGGAGGGCGAGCAGCUGGGCAGAGCGGAGCCCGAGAACGAGGCCGAGGCCUUGAAGGUGGGGCCCUCCGGUCCCCACGGGAAGAGCCUGUCCGAGUGGAUAUACUCCCAGGAACCGGCCGUCACCGUCGCCACCACCCGAUACGUUGUCACAGAGUCGGCCACGUCCCAAGUCGUGACUAAACAGUCUUCUGGAGAAAAGCUCAUGGAUGGCUCUGAAAUCUUCAGCUUAUUAGAGUCUGCGAGAAAACCGACAGAAUUCAUAGGAGGGGUUACUUCCACUUCUCAAAGCUGGGUGCAGGAAACGGAAACCAAGACGGAGUCUGGCAAAAUAGAGAUGGAAACAACCCAGCGCCCCCAGCCACUUAGCACCGAGAAGGUUGUGCAGGAAAUGGCAUUGAUGGAGGAAAGACAUGUGAUGAAUGUGCAUGCGAGUGGGGAUGCUUCUUACGCAGCUGGAGAUGACAUGGAUGCUGUGACCCAGGCAGCAUCUGCUGAUGCUUCUGAUGUGAAAGGGAAGGAGAUCUCUGCUCUGACUGAGGGAGCAAAGGAGGAAAAAGGGGAGGUGGCCGACAAAGCUGUCCUCGAGCAGGGAGAGAUGGCAGCUGCUUCCCAAGAGCCAGAGGAGGAGCAGAGUGCAGCCAUCCACGUUUCUGAAGCUUUGGAACAAAAACCUCAUUUUGAGUCAUCAACUGUGAAGACAGAAACCAUCAGCUUUGACAGUGUUUCACCAGGAGAAGUAAAGCUAGAAAUUUCUACCAAGGAAGUGCCUGUAGUUCACACAGAAACAAAAACCAUAACGUAUGAAUCAUCACAGGUCGAUCUUGGUGCUGAUUUGGAGCCAGGUGUGCUCAUGAGCGCACAGACGAUCACAUCUGAAACCACUAGCACCACGACCACCACCCACAUCACCAAAACUGUGAAAGGAGGCAUUUCAGAGACGAGAAUCGAGAAGCGAAUCGUCAUCACGGGAGAUGCGGAUAUUGACCAUGACCAGGCACUGGCUCAGGCAAUUAAAGAGGCCAGAGAGCAGCACCCUGACAUGUCAGUGACCAAAGUAGUGGUCCAUAAAGAGACAGAGAUCACCCCUGAAGAUGGAGAGGACUGAGCCCAGGAAUAACCUAGGCUGCACCUGAAGCCAGUCAUGCAAACCAUUAUGAAAAACCAGAGUCUAUAUGGAGUUUCCUCUUCUAACCCACUGAUUUGUAUCUGCCCAUGGACAAUUUCAAUCCAGAAGAACUGACCUUGACCAUUUAAUAAAGACACUGGCAGAGAUCUUCCCAUAAUAAAGCAAUCUGAGUCAGCAUCACUAAACUGAUAAUGCAUGAAGCAACGAUACAAUUACAAAACAAGCAGCAUUUUUACGUUUCACACAGUGUCUAAGUUCUCAGCUACACCUGCACGUUCAUAACCAACAAUAGAAACCGUGAUCUCAUGUAACACAUAAAACAAUCCAUGCCUUUCAUAGCUGAUUAUUAUUAAAGUCUAAACAAAAUUGCAGUUUCUUAGGUGACAGAUCUUUUGUUUACAGAUCAACAAAGAGUACCCUCAACUGCUAGAAGCUGUCUAGUCCAGUGUGUCAGGUUUUUCCCAUAUUAGACGUGCCAAUAACCGAGUUUAUUCAGUAAACAACUUGAAUCUUGUACUUGUCUCCUCUGGUUUAUUACUCUCACCUGUCAGCAGUAACGACUCUCCGAUCCUCUGGAAAUAUUUAAUGCUCACCAUCCUGCUUUGUGUAAUCUAAUUUAACCGUUAUAAAGUAGUACUGACUUUAGCAUAUUAAUGUGAUUUCUUCCCCGUCGUCCGCUUUGGUCUGUGUUCAGUCUGGAAAGCUUCCCAGAGUUCCCUAACAAGUCCUAAAUAUGUAAAUUGUCAUUAUUUUGGAAAGAAAACCUGUAUUUUUGUUAGUUCACCGUAUGAUGAAAUUUCACUCCGGGAAAACCCGUUGGGCUUCUGUUGCUUUGUUUUCUUUCUUCAUUUCUUCGUCCUUGUAUUUUUUUAAUGGAUUUUUCUUCUUUUACUUGAAAAAAAGUGUUUUAUUUCCAAAUCUGGUCCAUAUUUGCAGUCUAGUUCAGAGCCAAGCCUUAAACUGUACAGAAUUUCCACUGUAAUAAAACUAUUUAGUGUUUAGUUAUAAAUAGCCUUCAAAAAGUUAUAUUCUCCAUCUCACUGUCAACCGCAUCGCACAGCCAUGGUGAAUGUAUGUUUCCGCAUAGCAAAAUAAAAAUGGUAAAUGCAUUUAAACCUCUUAUUCUCUAAGUGUACUACUUUCAGGAUUGUACGUGUUUGGCCCAGAGCUAACAUUUGCAUGACAUCAAAGGCCUCAUUCAUCUUCAGGGUAGAGAGAGCCUGUCUUUUUCCAGGAGAAAAAGUGUAGACAGAUGGGGAACGAAAUACGUGUAGAUAAAUGGUUGGUUGCCUAUGCAGGCCUUGAAAAGUACAACUAGUAUCACAGAAUCUCACUUUCAAAGUUUUCGUUUUUCUGUUAGAAGACAGGCUGUGCUAUAAUCCCAGUGUUUCUGGGGGCUUUUAAUCUACCAGAGAGACACCUCUGUCUCACAUCCUCUCCAGAGACGAGUAGGUUGGCAGCUGGGUCUGCAGGGCCGUGAGUGUUUCUGCAGGUCACUGACAUCCAGCUCCUCGCAUGUCGGGGACUAAGAAUCAGCCUUUCCGUUACCAACCGCCCACCUAACGCCUAAAUGCAUUCGCUGGCAUUUCUUACCUCACUUCUGGACUUUGAAAAAAACUCUUAAAAAAAAAUGUUUUAUUCUUCCUCAGAAAAUUACUAGAUUUGACCACAGAGCUUAGUUUUACUGAGGGAGUCAGAGUCUUAUCAUUUAUCUCUGAAGGAGUUCUCAGUUUGUCCUUACUGUCAGUACUAAGUAUUCAUUUUAGGAACUGAAGCAUCAUUUUCACUGUGUUUAAAGCCAAUCCAAAGAAACGUGUUGAGAAAAAUUAACACUUUAUUGAUAUGAAAAUUAACCCUUUAUUGAUAGGCCUGCAUCUGAUAUGCUUACUUUGUGUCCAAAAAGUUCACUCUUUUAUUUUUCUGAAAUUUUUAUUGAGGUAUAAUUGACAUUAUUUUCUAUUAUUUUCUCGGUACAACAUAAUGAUUUGAU